CCUGUCCUGUAGUCAUGUACUGUACCUACCUACCUACUACCUAGUUCUUUGCAACUUACUAUCAAUAUUCACUUUUUUACUCUCACCCCCCAACCCAACCCAACCUACCUACCUCCUCCUUACCCUUUUCACGGAAACAAAAAACACAAAAAAAUCAAAAGCCCUCUUUUUCCAUGACGACGGCAAUGAGGGUGACGUCGAAGUUGUAAAUAUUAAACUGCCCAAGUCGGCGGAAGUCACUCCUUUAAACAAUUAGCUUUACCCAUUGAGCGCUGUAGACGCAGCUGCAACAAAAAGGGCAACGCCAUGAACGACGCUGAGCCAUCACUCUUUCUGGCCAGACACGAGCAUGCAUAUGGGCAAUCUCAUCACAAUCAUUUAAAACAACACCAAAAAUUCCACAACAAACGUCAAACGACUGCCAUUGAAACGGCGACAGCUGAAGCUUCCGCCAUUACAGAGGUCUAUCAAACAAUAUCCGUCGUCCAACAGGUUGAUGUCGAUAGCGAUGGAUCGACGCUCGCGGUCCAGACCUUUCCAGCCAGUGACUACACGUCUUUGAAUAUACAGGCCGCUGCAACAACAACACCCUCGACUUCUUCGAGUACGAGUACAGAUAUCACUUCCACACUUUCUACAGAUCUCGGGGCUCAAGCUACAUCAUCUGGCCAAGCCGUCCUAUCGUUAUCAUCGAGCACUGAUGUGACUUCGACUUCGACUUCCACUCCUUCCACUAGCUUUUCUACUCUCACUCCUAAUUCUAAUUCAACUACAUUAAUUUCUGGCUCAAUUCCGAAUUCGACUCCAGUCUCAGUAUCGGUUUCGAUUUCAGGUACAUUUUCAAGUUCUACAACAUUAUUUUCCAAUGCAACUGCUUCUCCUUCAAUUUCCUCCUCAUCAUCCACAACAUCCACAUCAUCCACGUCGCUCACAACUAAUACUACCGCAAUUCCUUUUGCUGGUUCAACUUCGACAUCCUCAUUCGAAACUUUCGCAUCGACGAUAACAUCUUCGUUUUUAUCAUCAUCUCCGUUUCUUUCUUCGGCCGCAUCGUCAACGUCUUCGAUCUCAGACUCGAGCACAUCUUCGUCAUCAUCUUCGCCAUCUCAGACAGAUUCGACUAGCAGUAGUGUUUUCGUUGGUGGAGGUACAGGUACUGGUUCGGCAUCUGGAGGUAGUGGCGCUACAAAUACUGCCGUUGCUGGGAAUGGUAGUAGUGGUAAUGGAACAGAUAAUACUUCAACGCCAUCGACAUCCACGAUAGUUGGAGGUGUAGUUGGUGGAGUAGCUGGUCUUGCAGCAAUUUUGUUUCUUCUGAUGUUUGUAUCGAGAUGGAGGAAGAAGAAUGGUGGCAUGUUAUCUCUUGGAAGUGUGCCUGCUUCGGCGGUUGCAGGUGGUGGAAGCAGUAGAGGAGCUGGUGGGAAUGGCGUCGGCGAUUCGGCGAACCAAGCGCCAGGUUUCUCUAAUCAGGCUCCCCGUAGCAUGACAGAGCGUAGGUCACUCGCUAUGGCCGUACCUGUAGCGCUGGCCAGCCUCUCGAAAAAUAAGCGAUCUUCUCAAAACACAGCAACUAACACAAUCUCCUCAGCUGGCAGUGAAAGAGGCUUCUACAGAGUAUCUGGUAAGAAGCUUCCCUCUGUUUUACAACAUGGAGGUGACGGUUAUGCUGAACCAAACUCGAAUACAUUGAGCGGAUCUUCCUUCUAUCCCUCUGGAGUGCCUCCUAUCCCUAACUCGAAUACUUUGAGUGACACUUCUUUUUACCGAGAUUCUCAGGGAUUUUAUGGAGGACAACCAAGCCCACCUCUCGAACCCACAAAUAGAGACUCUGGAGUCCCAGUCAUGAGACCUAGUCCUGCGAGAACCCCCGUUACUGAACAUGGCCCGUUUGCAGAACCACCCGUAGCUACCCCGCCUAGGCCGGAUCUUCUGGGUCGCUCGCACCCCUCACAAGAUGGCUCCCAUCCCUCAAGAUUUACAGAAGAAGUCUGAAAUAAGAAUUCUCGGCACCCUUUCGGAGAAAUCCUGGGAGAUUAUUGGCAUGGAUAAAUGUGAAGGGUUUCGCUUUCUGGUAGUUGUUGUGCGGCUUCUUUUUGAAAUUACCUUUUUCGGUAGUCGUUGGAUACCUGCCACAACUCUGCAUUGGGUUUGGCGUUUUUUUCCUGAUUUGCAGGAUUUUUGAUACCAGUGAGCGCGUGGAGAUAUAUCUGAUUUGCUGCUUCUUACGUUAUGAUGCCUCUGGGCAAUAUUCAGGGGAGGGGGUAGUCGAUUUAGGAUAGCCAUUUCUCCUAAGAUCAGUACAUAACUGAUACUUGUUCUUUUCCUUGGAGUGAAGUAGAUGAUCUUAUUGGAUAAUAUAGGCGCCACUUUAUAGUAGCAGGCGAAUAGCUAGGUUACAAGAUCAGAGAGGAUGGAAUAAAAGAUAAUGUCUUUUUAUGUAUGAAACCCAGCGUGCCAUUUUGAAGCUUAGAUGCAUUGUGCAUGGUGACUUCCUUGGAUGUGACCAUUUGAAGAAUU
This is a messenger RNA of Botrytis byssoidea, 2517 nucleotides long. RefSeq lists its product as uncharacterized. The record is from RefSeq and is a predicted model, not a curated record. Bases 307 to 1992 code for a protein of 561 amino acids. Lineage: Eukaryota; Fungi; Ascomycota; Leotiomycetes; Helotiales; Sclerotiniaceae. The transcript has 2 exons.